AUGCAGAUGGCUAGAUGGGAUCAGAUUUUCUCCCUACCUGUGCAAAAUCCAACCUUGCCAGAGUUUUCUUCUGCCGAUCUUGUCUGGUCCAAGGUUGAAGGUUACCGGGACAAUAUAGAUAGGUUAGCCCUCAUCCCUUACGCGAGGGUUGAUGAUUUCGUAAGAGGCGAAUCCGCUAACAAAGACUGUCCUACGAGUUUCCAUGUUGAAGCCAGACGACGUAAAACCAAAGAGAAGAAAUGUAAGCCAAAGGUUGAUGGCAUCUUGGAGUAUAUUCUGUAUUGGUGUUCCUUUGGACCCGAUGACAAUAGAAAAGGCGGAGCUGUGAGGCCAAGUAGGAGCACAUAUGUUCCGAAAAAGAACAACGCAGGCCGGCCUAAUUCCAAGAGAGGCUGCAGGUGUCACUUCAUUGUGAAACGCCUGAUUGCAGAACCAAAUGUGGCUUUAGUAAUCUACAACAGCGACAAGCAUGUGGAUGAGAAAGGUUUGCCAUGCCACGGUCCACAAGACAAAAAGUCGGCUGGAACAAGAGCCAUGUUUGCUCCAUAUAUAUCGGAAGAUCUUAGGCUACGUGUAUCGUCUUUGCUCUAUGUUGGUGUCUCUGUGGAGACUAUAAUGCAGAGGCAUAAUGAAUCAGUGGAGAAACAAGGUGGUCCAAGUAAUAGAGAUGAUUUGUUAACUCAUAGAUAUGUUCGAAGACUUGAGAGGAGUAUUCGACGUUCAACGUAUGAGCUUGACGAGGAUGAUGAUGUGAGCAUCAGAAUGUGGGUUGAAAAUCAUCAGAGUAAUGUGUUUUUCUGUGAAGAGUUCUCUGAGACAGAGCCUUUUUCUUUGGGUAUACAAACGGAGUGGCAGUUGCAGCAGAUGAUUCGGUUUGGCAACAGUAGACUUUUGGCUUCAGAUUCAAGGUUUGGGACUAAUAAACUCAAGUAUCCUAUCCAUAGUCUUGUUGUAUUCGACUCAGAGAAUAAGGCAAUUCCAGUAGCUUGGAUCAUUGCACCGCGUGUUUCCUGUGAAGAUCCAUAUAAAUGGAUGAGAGCUCUCUGUAACCGAGUCCAUGCCAAAGAUCCCUCGUGGAAGGCUGCUGGUUUCAUAAUUGAUGAUCCUCUUGCUGACAUUAUAACGAUCAGGGAUGUGUUUCAGUGUCCUGUGUUGUUUUCGUUUUGGCGUAUUCGACAUGCGUGGCAUAAGAACAUAAUCAAGAGAUGUCCAGAGACAGAGACGCGUGCCGAGAUUUCAAGACAUCUGGGAGAAGCUGUAGAUAAAAUCUGUAGAAGGCAAGGAACAGCUACAUUGUUUGAGAGUUUUAUGGAGGAUUUUGCUGAUAGUCCAGAGUUUGUGGACUACUUCAGAGCUGUUUGGUCUCCCAGAAUAGGAGCUUGGACAAGUGCAUUGCAAUCUCUUCCAUUGGCAAGCCAAGAGACUUGUGCAGCGAUGGAGCUUUACCAUUAUCAGCUGAAGUGUAGGCUCUUGAAUGAAAGAGACUCUGAAGCUUAUCAACGUGCUGAUUGGUUGGUCGAUAAGUUAAGAACAAAAGUACAUUCUUACUUCUGGCUUGAUGGAUACUCUGGAAAAGAUGAUUUUUCAAGGUACUGGAAAGAGGAGUGGAUGAGUGGUUUGACUUCUUUCCGUCAAGCGUUGAGUAUACAAGAUUCUGAUGUUGUUAUCUCCGGUACGUCUGCGAGGAUAACAGAGUGUGAAGGGGACAAAGAAGUUCAUGUUGUGUGGAAUCCAGGUUCACAGUUUGGGGUUUGCAGUUGCAGCUGGGCUGAGAAGGGUUACAUAUGUAAGCACAUGGUCAAACUUACACAAGUCUGUCUCGGGAACCGAGCUGCUAAGCAGUCUGCUAGCCUCCUACAGUAUUAUCAGACCUUGGUUGAUCUGCUUCACUGCCCUCCUCGCGAUUCUUUGUUUCGUGAUUACGCAGUAUCUUUAGCCGUCUCUGUGGAAAAGCAAAUCAAUGCACUCGGCGAUCUGCAGAAGAGGGAUGAUGCUAAUGUUGUGCAGAAAGAAAAUGCUUCUAGUGGAAACUCUCUUGAUGAAUCUGGUGAAGUUGGUACUAAUUUAGGUGGAGAGUUGAGUCAGAAGUCAAUGAGUUGGGGGAAACUUAGAGCCUGCUCAGGAAAUGGAGAAGACAUAGUGGAAAUCGAUUCUUCACCAUGUUCAACGGAAGCUGCUGCAGAGGAUGAGACAGAGAGUGCGAACGAGAAUUGUGAGAGAGAUGCAAAAAGGUUGAAAAUUUGUAGUACCUGA
Molecule: messenger RNA, 2253 nt
Organism: Microthlaspi erraticum
Lineage: Eukaryota; Viridiplantae; Streptophyta; Magnoliopsida; Brassicales; Brassicaceae
Source: the annotation of a GenBank genome assembly